CGCCUUUCGCUACAAGGGAAAUGGCGGGGCUGGAGUAGGGUCCUGGGUAGUUUCGGAGUCGCUGUGAGGGUGACGUACCUUGUAAAAUAUGGCGUCCCUCCUGUCGCGCAAACGGCCGGCCCGACCUAAGCAGUAUGACGUUUUCCUCGUCGAUAGGCCAGGUCAUGGGCCGGAACCGGAUGAACUCAAGCCAAUUUUCACCAUUGCCAGACGGGAUUACCCGGACUGGAACCCCAACAACAUUUCUACUCAGAGAGAUUUGUAUUUUUCGAUUAUGGACAAAAACAGCAAUAUGACCACGAAAGAGAAAGAAGAGAUUUGGAAUCUGUCCAGUCCUGCCAUUGAGAUCGACAACGAAAAGAUUUUCAUAAAGCUCAAACGUCCAUUAGCAGGAUUUGCAGGGACCGUUGACGAAACAUCAUCCUCUACCGGUACUCCGGAAACCGGCAGCAGUGACCUCCCUCCGCCUGUUCAGUGCAGCAGUCCUCCCGGGGCUAACCAACAAGAAACAGAGCGCCUGAACAACCAAUACAUCCAGCUACAGGAAAGUUACUCAAUGCUGGAGAGUAGGCACGAUGCUUUGAAGAACCGACUUCGCCAGGUUGAAGAUGAAAACGAUCGCAAUCUACAGCUGAAACUGCAGAAGGAGAGAGAAAAUGCUGCCUUACAGCGCCAAAUUGAUGACAUCCAGUCGCGUUUGAUCUACGUUCAAAAUGAAUCCGAUGCACACGCACGCAUGCUCAGUGAGAUUGAACAAGAGAAAGCUAUUCUUGAAAGAAAUAUGGGAAAGCUGGAGCUGCAGUUGGCAAAUACGAGAAAAGAGUUGGAGGAAUUGCACAAAUUGCUGCAGAAAAGGUUGGAAGAUCAAAAGGACGAAUUGGAGCACACCUUUCGAAUGCAACAAAUGAAACUGGAAUCAGAACUUCGCCAAAGCGAUGAGAAGAUCAAAGAUAAAGAUGCUCUUUUAGAAGCUAUGACGACUCGUAUGUGCGAACAAGAAGAGGCGCUUUUGAAGGAAAAGGAAUUACGAGCCACUGAAAUUCACGAUAAAGAGCUUUGCAUCGCUGAGAAAGAGAACACAAUUGCUCAGCAAAAAUUUGCGAUAGACACUCUACAGUCUGCCAUGAAAAGCACCAACGCAAAAAUUGAAUUCAAAGGUUCGCAAAUCCGUGAGCUCAAACUCAUGCUUAACACAAAAGACGAAACUACGAUGAAAUUAAAGGAAGAUUAUAACACGGAACUGAAACACCAAGAAAAAGCGUUCACGGAAUCUCUAAAUAGAAAAGAUCGUGAGAACAAGCAACUGGCGGAGGAAAUGGCCAAAGUUAAAGGAGAAAUGGCUUCACAGGCGGACAGACUUCAGAAGGAAAUAUUAGCAGAGAAUGAAUGCCACAAAGUUGUUGUUAAAGGUCUGCAGAACGAAAAAUCCCGUUUAAACGACAAACUGAAGGAAGCCAGAGAAGACCUUCGUAAAUUAGAAGAACAUGUAAACGAGCUUGCAAGCAAGAACACGUGGUGGGAAAAGGCGUCACGCGCUCGAUCCUCCAUGACUGAAAGUGUAGAAACAAUCACGCGAUCAAACCGAGAGCUUACCAAACAACUAGACGAGCUAAAACAGGGUAAUAAAGACAAAGAUGAUCACAUUCAAAAAUUGCAAGUAGAAUGUAUGGAACUUCACAAGACUUUGGAAUCGCAAAUGGAAGAAUGCAAAGGACAUACGGAAGAAAUUGAAAGACUCACGACAGAGCUGCAAAAGAAUACUGUGGGUGCCGCUUUACUAACAAAUAAGAACUUCAUUAAAACACGUCUUACCCAAUCUCAGCCAAAAUCUGGGAGCAGUGACAGAACCACAAGUAAACUUUCUCUUCCGCCAACGUCAGAUUCAAGAUCGGGAUCAAGUAAAGGGACCAUGAAAGGGGCCAGAGUUAAGGGUGUGAAGCUUCCAGCUAGUAAGAGAGAGUCUUAA
Molecule: messenger RNA, 1966 nt
Organism: Lingula anatina
Lineage: Eukaryota; Metazoa; Brachiopoda; Lingulata; Lingulida; Lingulidae
Source: RefSeq, a predicted model, not a curated record